Messenger RNA from Punica granatum (pomegranate), 2749 nucleotides. NCBI's taxonomy places the organism in Eukaryota, Viridiplantae, Streptophyta, Magnoliopsida, Myrtales, Lythraceae. The record is from RefSeq and is a predicted model, not a curated record.
CGCGCACACACACACACAUCUCUCUCUCUCUCUCUCUCUCUCUCUCUCUGUGUCUUGUCGGUCUCUUUCUCUCACUAAAACACAGACAUUGGAAGCAGCUGCAGCUGAGCUGAGAGCAACUGUUCCCAAGCUUCGACUGGGAAUUUGCUAAAUCUUCCUCGCCCCUCCCAUCCCCUCCCCUACCCUCGACGCCUUCUCCUUCUCCUAUUUCCUUCAAAUUCUCCAUUGUCGCAGUUCAUUCAGCUCUCUCUCCCCUUCUAUGUGCAGACUCAGAGCAAUGUGAGGGACUGAGAUUCCCACAUCCCCUAGACCUCUUUCCUCCUCCUCCGCAACCGCCGAUGAUGGUGGCUGCCUCCGCCGCCAUUCCCGACCCACCACCGGCGACCCCGAGCCCCUCUCGAGCUCGUUCCCUCACACAACCCCCAAAUCCACCUGCAUUGUCCUCGGCCCCAACUCCCACCGCUUACCCCAGAAAACCCAAAUCCAAGAAUGUCCCUUCUCGCUACCUCUCUCCUUCUCCUUCCACUUCUACCACGAACUGUUCUACGGCUACGACAGCCACAACGACCACCACCUCGUCCUCCACGAGCUCCCGCCGAUUCGCCUCUCCCCUCCUCUCUCGUUCCACUAACUCGGCCCCAUCCCCUUCCCCUGCCCAGAAGCGGGCCCAGUCUGUGGACAGGCGGCGCCCAGGCACAGCCAGGUCCACUACCCCAGUCCCUUCGGGGAAUUCGGGCGGUGGAGAGGUUUCCGCAGCGGCCAAGCUCCUGAUCACCUCCACCCGGAGCCUGUCGGUCUCGUUUCAAGGUGAGGCAUUUUCGCUCCCUGUCAGUAAGGCGAAGAAGGCUGCCACUCCUGAGAGGAGGCGGGCCACCCUCACCCCGGUCAGGGAUCAGAGCGAGAAUUCUAAGCCGGUGGAUCAGCACACGCAUCGCUGGCCUGCCAGGACCCGCCAAGCGAAUUCGAGUUCGAAUGUCAAUUCUUUCUCUAGGAGCGUUGAUUAUUCUAGGAUUAGUGAUGAGAAAAGGAAGUUGAUUGGGUUUGGAUCUGGGAAUUUGAGCAAGCUGUUGCAGCAUUCCAUGAUUGAGGAGGGUAGCAAUGGUAGGAGGAUGUCCUUUGAUGGGAGGUUGAGCUUAGAUUUGGGUAAAGUUGAGUUCUUAAAGGGUAUUCCUCAACCCCCUGAUACCAACUCCUUGAACGAGUCGAGUGCUAAUUGUGAUCUCACUACCUCUGAUACUGAUAGUGUGUCCUCUGGGAGCACUAAUGGGGUUCAAGACUGUGGUGGGAUCACGAAGCCGAAAAGUGUGCCAAGAGGGAUUGUUGUUUCUGCUAGGUUCUGGCAAGAGACCAAUAGUCGGUUACGCCGCCUACAGGAUCCCGGGUCACCUCUCUCGACAAGUCCGGGAUCAAGAAUUGCAGGGAUACCCAAUAAGCUUUCUCAAUCGAAGAGGUUCAGUUCUGACAGCCCACUGGGUUCUUCUCGGACAAUGGCAUCUCCUGUCAGAGGGGCUACGCGACCCGCUUCUCCGAGUAAGAUGUGGGCCUCAACAGCUUCGUCUCCUUCGAGGGGGAUAUCGAGUCCCUCUCGGGUUAGGCCAAGUUCGGGGAAUUUGAAUGGUAACUCAUGUAGUAUGCCUUCGAUUCUUAGUUUCUCGAUGGAUGUGCGAAGAGGGAAGAUGGGGGAGGACCGCAUUUUUGAGGCACACCUGUUAAGGCUUCUAUAUAACCAAUACUUGCAGUGGAGGUUCGUGAACGCGAGAGCAGAUGCUGCUUUCUCGGUGCAGAGGUUGAGCGCAGAAAAAAAUUUGUGGAAUGCGUGGGUUACAAUAUCAGAGCUGCAGCAUACUGUCAUCCUGAAAAGGAUGAAGUUGCUUUUGCUGAGGCAGAAGUUGAAGCUAACUGCAAUUCUAAAGGGACAGAUAGCUUAUCUGGACGAGUGGUCUCUUUUGGAGAAAGAGCAUACGAGCUCCUUUCUUGGGGCAACUGAAGCUCUGCAGGCAAGCACUCUCCGUCUUCCAGUGAUUGGAAAAGCAACAGCUGAUGUACAAAAUUUGAAGGAUGCCAUAGGUUCAGCGGUUGAUGUGAUGCAGGCAAUGGCAUCCUCUAUAUGCUCACUGUCCUCAAAGUUGGGUAAACAUGAUCGAAGCCGAACUGUUGAUCGGCAGGUCGAGGACAUGAACUCCUUGGUAGCUGAACUUGUAAAUGUAUCGGUGAAAGAACGGCUUUCCCUUGACCAGUGCAGAGAUUUCUUGUCCGGAUUAGCAACAUUGCAGGUGAAAGACUGUAGCUUGAGAACCCACGUAUUACAGUUGCAUCGCGUACUACCAACACCCUGAAACACCUGACAGCAACAACAGACACUGUGUAGAGAGGAACUGAUCGAUCUUCUGACCACAACUAUGACUGCUCGGACUUCAUUAACGAAUGCUAACAAUCUUACAUGCCUCCAGACCCGACCCGACCAAUUUGUUUUGUUUUCCCUCUGGAAUGGAGCUGGAGACAGCGCCUGAGACAAGGUAAUAAAAGGUGAUCGAACGGGUCCUCUUUUCUCUUUGUUCCUUCUUCUCCUUCCCUUCCUCUCCCCGUUCGGUAUAAUUGUGUAACUGGUGUCUUCUACUGAGUGAAAUGAACAUGGGCAUGUGCUGAUUUGGUGUAUACCAAUCGUGCUAUUUCUGGUGUUAGGGUAAAAGAAAAGCAGUGUAUAUAUUGUUAUUAAUAUAAUUACAUUAGCUGAUUGAUUUAGUAAUUC